GGGGGGGGGGGGGCCCGGCGGCUCGCCCGCACCGUGGUGCGGCUCAGCGACUGCACCAGCGUGGCCCCGGUGGGCGAGAGCGGCCCCCGAGCCGGCACCGCCACUUUCCGCCUGGAGACCCGCGACCGCAGCUUCCUCUUCGCGGCGGAGAAGCAGCAGAGUGAGGAGUGGGUGGCGAAGCUGUGCCAGAUCGCCUUCCCGGGAAAUGGCCCCAGCGAUGGCGUGGUGUCACCGUAUGGCCGAGAGGGCAGCGGGGACUCGUCGGCCCUGGAGAUGGCCGUGAACUCCAUCUACUACUCCAGAGAUGAAGUGAACACUUUCUGGGUGACAGUGCAGAGGACUGAGGCUGCAGAGCGCUGUGAGCUGCGUGGCUCCUACGUGCUGAAGGCUGAGCGUGACAGCCUCGUGCUGAAGGACCCACGGACAGACAGGAUCCUCUACGUCUGGCCCUACCGGCUGCUCCGCAGAUACGGCCGGGACAAGGUGAUGUUCUCCUUCGAGGCCGGCAGGCGCUGUGAUUCGGGACCUGGAAACUUCACCUUUGAGACCAAGCAGGGCAACGAGAUCUUCCGCCUGGUGGAAGCCUCCAUCCAGGAGCAGAAGGCGCAGGUGGAGGAGAACCGGCAGAGCUGCGACUCGCUGGAAGCCGACAGCCCCGGCAUGGUGCAGAUCCGCCAGGCCCUGGCCGACAGCCUGAGCCUGGAGCUGCCCGCCGAGGGGGACGACGGCCCCAAAGCCGGGCCGGCGCCCAGGGCGGCGGCGGCGGAGGAGAGAGACGCCGCCUCGGUGCUGAAGAGCCGGACUCUGCCCGAGCCGCCCGUGCCGCCGGCCAAGCCCGCCGUGUCCAGCACCCCCCCGCGCUCCCCUCUGCCCAAGGGGCUCCGCGCGGUGCCGCCGGCCGAGGACCUGUCCAGCGUCUACGGGGGGGGGGGGGGGGGGGGGGGGGGGGGGCGGCCGCCGGUGCCGCCGUACUCGGGCCCGUACGAGCAGGUGCGGCCCGAGGGCCAGGGCAGGGCCGAGGGCCAGGGCAGGGCCGAGGGCCGUGGCCAGGCUGCCCCUGGGCACAAGGAGCACAUCUACGACGAGCCCGAGGGCCGCGCCCCGCGCUCGCUGCGCCCCUUCGCCUACAUCUACGACGAGGCGCGGCCCACCAGCGAGGCCUGGCGCACGCAGGGCCACGACGGCAAGGGCGGCUACGAGUACCCCUACAACCCCUGCACUGACGAUUACUCGGUACCCACCUUCCCCGCCAAGGCCAAGAGCCCCAAGCCGGUGCCGGCCCCCAAGCCCCAGGCAGCCUUUAUCCCCAAAGGGGCAGAGAGGGUGGAGGAUCCCGGCCGGCGAUGGGGCGGCGCCGGCCCUGAGAAGGUGCUCGCCAAACCCGGCCUCAACAGCAGCAACAACAACAACGUGGAGGUGCUGUACAGCCAGGUGGUGAAGCCCCAGCAGCUGCAGAAGAAGGAGCAGUGUGUGGAUGAGUACAGCUUGUCGCCUCUCUAUGAGGACUUAGGGGAGAUAUAAGGGGACUGGGCAUCCCAGUGCCUUCCCCAGGGUGACUUGGGGCUGUUUGGGCUCACCAGUGCUGAGAUGCUGUGUUUCCCCGGAGGGAAACAGCAAGAGCAAGAGAUCUGUGGCUGGUGCAAGCCUCAGAGUGUUUCUCCAGUGUCUUCUGAUCUGCAGGAGGGCUGGUAUUUUCCUGUAUCUGCUGCUCUGGCUCUGCUCUGGCUUCCUGUCUGACCAGGCUGCAGGGCUCUGGUGCCUGUUGUGGUGUGUGGAAGGCUGCUUGCCAUCAGUCUCCAGAAGUAUUUUUAUAGAAAGUUAUUUUAA
Molecule: messenger RNA, 1827 nt
Organism: Ficedula albicollis (Collared flycatcher)
Lineage: Eukaryota; Metazoa; Chordata; Aves; Passeriformes; Muscicapidae
Gene: DOK1
Product: docking protein 1
Exons: 5
Biological process (GO): positive regulation of MAPK cascade; cell surface receptor protein tyrosine kinase signaling pathway
Cellular component (GO): cytoplasm
Source: RefSeq, a predicted model, not a curated record